CUCUUCCCAAUUAUACACAAUCCUCCUCUUCCAAAGUUCGUCAAAGUAAACAGUCAAGGCUGCCAAAACAAUACUCCAAGAUACAUCCAGUCAACAACAAAAGCGAAACCCACCGCCCAAGAUGUCUUCUUCCAACCCUUCUUCCAACACCAACCCUUCUUCUUCUUCCAGCAACAACCCCAACGAGUCCCAGCCUAGCAUGAUCGCCGGACACGCCGAGUACAUCAAGGGCGCAGCUGAGGCCGCAAUCGGCAACAUCACCGGCUCCCACGCCUGGACCUCGUCAGGCGAGCAAGACAAGGCGCACGCCAAGGCCUCUCUACGAGCGGCGUCCGAGGGCCGCGACCCGGCCACGUCGGGGUACGGAUCGGUCGAGGAGACGGCGGGCAAGUUGACGGGCUGCGAGUGGAUGAAGAAGGAAGGGGCGGCUAGUAAGAGCCAUCAGGAGUAAAAAGGGGGCUUGAGUCUUUGGAUGCAUGAAUGUCUUUUGGCUUUGGUUCGAGGAAGUCCUGGAAGGAAAGUCAAGAAGGUUUAAUGACGAUAUGAGAUGAUUGAUGGUGCGAAUAUGGGCUGUAAUGAUAGAAGGAAGAGGGAGGGAUGGGGUGUACGAUAUGAAGAGGUUGAGUAUGAUACCUAGGUACCCUUUUGGAAAGGGGUUGAAUAAUGAUUGAAGAUGUACAAGUUACACCACAGCCCUGAG
Molecule: messenger RNA, 700 nt
Organism: Neurospora hispaniola
Lineage: Eukaryota; Fungi; Ascomycota; Sordariomycetes; Sordariales; Sordariaceae
Exons: 2
Coding region: 122-451 (109 amino acids)
Source: RefSeq, a predicted model, not a curated record